UCCUGUUCUGUUCUCUGACUGUGUUUACGGAAGGCCUGAGGUCAAGGCUGCUCAGGAAGUGGAGGUGGGGAGGGUGCUCCCCUGGGGGCUUGGUCACAACCCCUCUCUCCCAGACUAGAAUCCUCUAUACUGCGUGUGGCCCUGGUUGUCCCCCAUUUUAUCUCCUGAGGACCUUGGUCUACCUGGCCCCCCAAGCCAGUGGGCUUGGGUGAGUGCGAGCAUGUUCUCUAGAGAAGGAAGAUGGCUGCCCAAGGGCUGCAGACAGCACUGUUCCCACUGGUUGUGCUCCUACUUAUCCAAGGUACCCUCUGUGGGGGCCUCCAGGAAGACUUCCGCUUCUGCGGCCAGCGGAACCAGACGCAGACGAGCAACCUUCGAUAUGAGCAGACAGCAGUGCUGCACAUCUCCAUCAAGAACUCCGAGGGGGCUCUGACAGUGCACGCCCCCUUCCCCGCAGCCCCUGGGGCUUCCCGAGUCCUCCCUGACCGCAGAGGCCUCUACCACUUCUGCCUCUACUGGAGCCGCCACACUGGGAAACUGCACCUCCGCUAUGGCAAGAACGACUUCUUGCUGAGUGACCAGGCCUCUGGCCUCCUGUGCUUCCGGCACCAGGAGGAGAGCUUGGUCCAGGGCCCCCCACUGCUUGCCACCUCUGUCAGCUCCUGGUGGAGCCCCCAGAACACCAGCCUGCCCGGGGCCACUAGCUUCACCUUCUCCUUCCACAAGCCUCCCCAGAAGGCUUCCCACAAUGCUUCGGUGGACAUAUGUGAGCUGAAGAGGGACCUCGAGCUGCUCAGCAAGCUUCUGAAGCAUCCCAGGAAGAGUUCAAGAAGGCCCUCGUCCACCCCUGCCCGACAGCAUCUGCAGAGCCUCGAGUCAAAGCUGACCUCCAUGAGAUUCGCAGGGGACACAGUGUCCUUUGAGGAAGACCGGAUCAAUGCCACAGUGUGGAAGCUCCAGCCCACGGCUGGCCUCCAGGACCUGCACCUCCACUCCCGGCAGGAGGAGGAGCAGAGUGAGGUCCUGGAGUACUCGGUGCUGCUGCCCCGCGUGCUGUUCCAGAGGGCCAAAGGCAGGAGGGGGGAGGCCGAGAAGAGACUCCUACUAGUGGACUUCAGCAGCCAAGCCCUGUUCCAGGACAAGAAUUCCAGCCAAGUCUUGGGUGAGAAAGUCUUGGGUAUCAUUGUGCAGAACACCAAAGUAGUAAACCUCUCGGAGCCUGUGGUUCUCACCUUCCAGCACCAGCCACAGCCGAAGAAUGUGACUCUACAGUGUGUAUUCUGGGUUGAAGACCCGACAUUGAACAGCCCAGGGAGCUGGAGUGACGCUGGGUGUGAGACCCUCAGGAGAGAGACCCAGACGUCUUGCCUCUGCAACCACCUGACCUACUUUGCAGUGCUGAUGGUCUCCUCUGUUGAGGUGGACGCUGUGCACAAGCAUUACCUGACCUUCCUGUCCUAUGUGGGCUGUGUCAUCUCUGCCCUGGCCUGCGUCUGCACCAUUGCUGCCUACCUCUGCUCCAGGAGGAAGCCUCGGGAUUACACCAUCAAGGUGCACAUGAACUUGCUGUUGGCCAUCUUCCUGCUGGACGUGAGCUUCCUCCUCAGCGAGCCGGUGGCCCUGACGGGCUCUGAGGCUGGUUGCCAUGCCAGUGCCAUGCUCUUGCACUUCUCCCUACUUGCCUGCCUCACCUGGAUGGGCCUCGAAGGCUACAACCUCUACCGACUUGUGGUUGAGGUCUUUGGCACCUAUGUCCCUGGCUACAUGCUCAAGCUGAGCCUCAUGGGCUGGGGGUUCCCCAUCUUCCUGGUGACACUGGUGGCACUGGUGGAUGUGAACAAUUAUGGUCCUAUCAUCCUGGCUGUGCACAGGACUCCAGAGAGAGUAAUCUACCCUUCCAUGUGCUGGAUCCGGGACUCCCUGGUCAGCCACAUCACCAAUCUGGGCCUCUUCGGCCUGGUGUUUCUGUUCAACAUGGCCAUGCUGGGCACCAUGGUGGUGCAGAUCCUGCGGCUGCAACCUCACGCCCAGAAGUGGCCCCACGUGCUGACACUCCUGGGCCUUAGUCUGGUCCUCGGCCUGCCUUGGGCCCUGGUCUUCUUCUCCUUUGCCUCUGGUACCUUCCAGCUUGUCGUCCUCUACCUCUUCAGUAUCAUCACCUCCUUCCAAGGCCUCCUCAUCUUCCUCUGGUACUGGUCCAUGCGGCUGCAGGCCCGGGGCGGCGGCUCCUCUUCCCUCAAGAGCAGCUCAGACAGCGCCAGGAUCCCCAUCAACUCGGGCAGCACCUCAUCUGGCCGCAUCUAGGCCACCAGCCCAUCUGCCAGCAUGAGGAAGCAGAGACUCGGCUGCUCCUCACCACAGCCUUUGGCCCCCACAGCCGGGCCCAGCCCUUGGCUGGCCAACCUUGGAAAUUGAGAAGGCCCAAAGUCCUCAGAGGGACGGGGCUGUUGCCAUGGGGACCAGAUUCCCAGGCUGGGCUUUCUGGGUCCAGCUCCCAGUGGGCUCAGGAGUGCACGGCUGCACUGGCAGUGGGAUCACCCCCAGCCAUCCUAACUGAGGCUGAGGCCAAGCUGUUCAUCACCUCUCUCAAGCCCGGCCUCGCUGCUGGGCUUGGGACCUGCAGGACCCAAGAUCAGGUUUCACUCUGUGGAGUAUAUUCUCAUCCCUGUGCCACUGUUUCAGGGCAGAAUGUGGCCGUGGCAGCUCAGUCUCCGGUGACCACGAUGUAGCACUCAACCAGCGCUCCUGCAGCCCCUAUCAUUUUAACCUGAGGGGAGGCAGAGCUUUGGAGCCAGACCCUGGAGGAAGAGUGGCCCCUCCCUUGGGCAUAGUGGCAGCUCCCCUACCUUCAAGCCUAGGGCCCCCUCCCUCCCUCAGCAUCCCAGCCUUCCCUCCUCCCUCCCAGAGGUCCCUCUAAUCUCCCUCCUAUCCUAAGAGCAUCCCCAGCCCACAUCCUCCCCUCAGGCCUCCCCAGGCCCUCCCCCAUGGCCAACUCACAGCCUAGGGUCUCUAAUUCCAAUGCUGUAUUUUGGGUGGUGGUUUCCAAGAGCCGCCUGGUGCCUGCUGUAAACCUUUAUGUACUGCACAGACCUCUGCCUGUCCCUGACUCAGACUUAGUAUAGAUGUUCUACGCUGGGCUGUUCCAUCUCUCCUUCUGGGUCUCUCUACAAGCUGCAUCACCCUUGCUCACACCUGCCAACCCUAUACCUCAGGAGGGUCUUGGCAGCUCCUGAAACCCUUUUGGGGCAAGAACUGUGGAGGGUAACAGUCCAAACUUCUUCUACUCCAGCACUCUGAGGACUGAGACAUACCUCCCCUGGUGACACUGGCCUAGAGCCUAAUGCUCUCUCAAGGGGUCACCUCCGAAUACCUGCAAACAACCUUGUGCACACUUGGCUGCCCAGCACAGUUGAUUCCGUGCAAUAAGCACACACCGAUCAGUCCCUGGCUGUGUCCAGCCCUGUGCUAGGUGGUGGGGACACAGACCCAGCCUCUCCCCUCCGUGAGUUCUCAGUGGAGUGCAGGAGGCAUGCACUAGACAAGAGCUCCUGGAGCUACAGGCACAGGGUCGGGGAACCAUCAUCCUUGGCUGGGAAUCCAGGAAGACUUCCUGUAGGAGGUCACGUAUGAGCUCAGUCUUUAAGAUGGGGAAGGUUUUCUUUUUAAGUACCAGUUCAUUUGUCUUUGAUUAUUUAAGAUAAAAACAAAAACAAACAAAAAAACCCUGUUCGUUGUAGAAUAUUUGGAAACUGUAGAAGAGUAUAAAGAAGAAAAUAAAAAUCAGCUGUCAUUGUCACCUAGCAAA
Messenger RNA from Loxodonta africana (African savanna elephant), 3805 nucleotides. RefSeq names its product adhesion G protein-coupled receptor G1 (gene ADGRG1). NCBI's taxonomy places the organism in Eukaryota, Metazoa, Chordata, Mammalia, Proboscidea, Elephantidae. The record is from RefSeq and is a predicted model, not a curated record. Bases 241 to 2304 code for a protein of 687 amino acids. Gene Ontology annotation, molecular function: heparin binding; G protein-coupled receptor activity. The transcript has 14 exons. Gene Ontology annotation, biological process: adenylate cyclase-activating G protein-coupled receptor signaling pathway; cell surface receptor signaling pathway. Gene Ontology annotation, cellular component: plasma membrane.